AUGACCACGAAAUCACCUAUUACAUGUCACGUGCUUGAUGCAUCCACGGGGAAGCCCUGCCCAGGCAUUGAAAUCCGGGUUCAAGAAUACCAUAUCCUGGGGAAGGGGAUGGCCAUGUUUGAGCCCCUUGCAGAAGGCACAACCGAUGCAGAUGGACGAUGUAUGAGCCCUGUGCCUAUAUCUCCCGAGGCAAAAGGUGUUGUAAAGGUGAAAGCAAAUACGUUGUACAAAGUGGUCUUCAAAACAGAGGAGUACUUCAAGAAACAAGACACGAAAUGCUUCUAUCCGUGGGUGGAGGUCCGUUGGGCAUGGCAGAUAACAUUUGAGUUGGACAGCCCAGACGAACCAUACCAUAUACCGCUCCUGAUCAGCCCGUACUCCUUCACUACGUAUCGGGGAAGCUGA
This is a messenger RNA of Punctularia strigosozonata HHB-11173 SS5, 405 nucleotides long. Its product is annotated as Hydroxyisourate hydrolase. Gene Ontology annotation, molecular function: hydroxyisourate hydrolase activity. Lineage: Eukaryota; Fungi; Basidiomycota; Agaricomycetes; Corticiales; Punctulariaceae. The coding region runs from base 1 to 405 and encodes 134 amino acids. The record is from RefSeq and is a predicted model, not a curated record. Gene Ontology annotation, biological process: purine nucleobase metabolic process. The transcript is spliced from 4 exons.